Daktulosphaira vitifoliae (grape phylloxera) is the source of this 955-nucleotide messenger RNA. RefSeq lists its product as uncharacterized. Bases 193 to 930 code for a protein of 245 amino acids. Lineage: Eukaryota; Metazoa; Arthropoda; Insecta; Hemiptera; Phylloxeridae. The transcript has 10 exons. The record is from RefSeq and is a predicted model, not a curated record.
UAUAGAAAUUUCUUAUGUUAAGAAAAAUAGUAUAAAAUGAAAAAUUACGUUUAACAAUAUGUUUAUUUGAUCAUGGAUGAAUAUAAUUACAUUUAGAUUACAUUUUAGAUAUUAAUUUUUGAAUUGAAUCACGUCACCUAAUUUUUAACUUAGUGUAUAUUCUUUUGAUUAAUUUUUAUAAAAUAGUGUACAAUGCGUUUAUUACACACGUAUUGUUUAUUUUUUUGUUUUUAUUUUAUAAAACCGUCCGUCAGCAAAAUAUCAAACCAAGAGUUAUGGACAAAUGUAGGGAUAUCAAUACAUUUAACAAAUGAAAAACUCGAGAAAUUAAACGAAGGAACUUUUUAUGACAAGUUUAAUCGAUUUAUUAAACAAGUUUCAUAUAAAACCUUGACACAAAUCUUCUUAAGACAUGGUGUAUCAUAUUUUUCAAAAUUACAUGACGCAGAUAGAUUACUUAAAAUCUAUGAGAUUGGCGAAAAAUAUAUUUACUGGUAUAUUGAAGAGAAUGACAUCGAUACUCAAAAUCAUAAAGACAUAAAUGUAGAAUUUUUUAAUAACGCAGUAAAAAAAAGAAAUGAUAUUAUGAAAAAUUUUUUUAUUGGAUAUUAUCAUAUUAUAAACGACAAACCAUUGUGUGUGGAAGAAAAUGAAAAAUGCAAAAUUAUAGCUCUCAUUAGAUCAUUUGAUGACUCUGUGCAAGACUUUAUAUUUAAUCCAGUUUGUACUAUGGACUUUAUUUGUAAUAUUACACCAAACAAUUAUGAAGCUAUGGCGGCUAAUGACUUUCUAUCUAAAGUGGGAAACGGUCCACUUAAGUUUAAAGAAUCUAUAAAAAAAGAAGAUGAAUCACUAGUUUUAUUACAUUAUGAUGUUGUUGACGGUUAUGUCAAAACUGAUACAAUUUUAAAAAAUACUAAUAUAAAUUAAGAAUUUUUUUAAUCUGUAGUCUUAA